Molecule: messenger RNA, 805 nt
Organism: Salvelinus fontinalis (brook trout)
Lineage: Eukaryota; Metazoa; Chordata; Actinopteri; Salmoniformes; Salmonidae
Product: high affinity cAMP-specific and IBMX-insensitive 3',5'-cyclic phosphodiesterase 8B-like
Exons: 7
Coding region: 109-792 (227 amino acids)
Biological process (GO): regulation of DNA-templated transcription
Source: RefSeq, a predicted model, not a curated record
GUCAGGACUAUGACAUGUUUCGGGGCCUGUUCUGUGUAAGUAUUGUUUUUCUAAUCAUUCUCCUUCCUUUUGUUUCAGAACACAUUUACCCAGGUGCAGUUUGGACCAAUGAGGUUAUACGAAGAUCAUCUUGAGGUACUGUUAGUAUUUGCCAAAGAGGACAGCCAGAAUAAUGGGUUCUGCUGGGCGUGUGAGAAGGCCAACUUCAGGUGUAACGUGGCGAGGACGCCAGAGGCGGCGUUGGAGUGUUUCCAGGAAAAGCACCACGACCUCGUCAUCAUCGACCACAGACAUUCCAGAUACUUCGACGCUGAAUCACUAUGCCGGUCGAUCAGGGCGGUGACCUCUUCAGAAAACACUGUGAUAGUCGCUGUAGUAAAAAGGCCGGACAGGGAGGAGGCCUCGGUGAUGCCCCUUAUCAAUGCUGGCUUUAACAGGAGAUAUGUGGAGAACGCUAACAUGAUGGCCUGUUACAAUGAGCUGCUGCAGCUGGAGCAUGGAGACGUUCUGGCACAGUUCAAACUGAGGGCGUGUAAUGCUAUCUUCACAGCAUUGGAGCAGAGUCAGGAGGCCGUAGAGAUCACCAAUGAGGAUCAAGUCAUUCAGUAUGUGAACCCUGCCUACGAGAGCAUCAUGGGUUACCAGCAAGGUGAACUAAUAGGGAAGGACAUAAUAGAAGUGCCUAAAAGUGAAAAGAAUAAGCCUGAUCUCCUUGAAACCAUAAACUCCUGCAUACGGAAAGGAAAGGUGAGUGUGUAUCUGUUUAUUUACAGGCCUAUAACAGCACUGUGAUAUCAGGUGUAUG